Sinocyclocheilus anshuiensis is the source of this 3082-nucleotide messenger RNA. RefSeq names its product alanine aminotransferase 2-like. The record is from RefSeq and is a predicted model, not a curated record. The transcript has 11 exons. Gene Ontology annotation, biological process: biosynthetic process. NCBI's taxonomy places the organism in Eukaryota, Metazoa, Chordata, Actinopteri, Cypriniformes, Cyprinidae. The coding region runs from base 251 to 1906 and encodes 551 amino acids. Gene Ontology annotation, molecular function: transaminase activity; pyridoxal phosphate binding.
UAGCCGGGUGGAUGAGAGUAGGCGACGAUGAGAUGAUUCUCUGGUGAACGUGGUACAGUUAAGCAAUUCAUAAUGCGGAUCGGCCUCGUAUAGAAGAAACGUUUUCUGACGUGAUUGCGUUUUUUUAUUGUCAAUUUUAUCCUUUGCUUUAACUGGCGGUUAGAAGAACAGUAUCUUUACAGUAGCGUCUCUUCACGCGCAUCCUCGUUACUUGUUCUCCAGACAGACUCGACUUCCUCACUGAGCAGAAAUGUAUCGCUUGCAGUCGCUGGCAGCUCGAUCACUGAUCGCCGGAGCUCUCGAUCUCUGUACCCCCUUAACACUGACUUCUCUUACUGGGGUGCGACACAAAUCUCAAGGUCCGUCCGUGGAGAAGUGCGGCCAGAUGCGCUUCAUCACCGCCGAGGCUAAAGCGUCUGCUGGGCGCCUCGACGGGAAGAUGCGGGAGAAGACCCUGACUAUGGACACACUGAACCCGCAGGUGAAGGCUGUGGAGUACGCCGUGAGAGGACCCAUCGUCCUCAAAGCCGGAGAGAUCGAGAGAUACUUGGAGGAGGGUGGUACGAAACCCUUCUCUGAAGUCAUCAAAGCCAACAUCGGUGAUGCACAUGCCAUGGGACAACAGCCAAUCACCUUCCUCAGACAGGUGGUGGCUCUCUGUACAUUCCCUGAGCUGAUGGACAGCCCCAGUUUCCCAGAGGAUGCGAAAUGGAGAGCACGGCGUAUCCUGCAGGGCUGCGGAGGACACAGUCUCGGGUCAUAUAGUGCAAGCCCCGGCGUGGAGUGCAUCCGCAAAGACAUCGCUGCGUACAUAGAGCAAAGAGAUGAAGGAGUGCCUUCAGACUGGGAAAACAUUUACCUCACCACUGGGGCUAGUGAUGGCAUUAUGACUAUUCUGCGGCUACUGGUGUCUGGGAAAGAUUCUUCUCGGACCGGUGUAAUGAUCCCCAUCCCUCAAUACCCGCUUUACUCCGCUGCAAUCUCCGAGAUGGAUGCGGUACAGGUCAACUACUACUUAGAUGAGGACAACUGCUGGGCCCUGGACAUCAAUGAACUUCACAGAGCCUAUCAGGCUGCCAAACAGCACUGUCAGCCAAGAGUCAUUUGCAUCAUAAACCCUGGCAACCCUACUGGUCAGGUCCAGAGUAAAAAAUGCAUUGAAGAAGUCUUGCACUUUGCAUAUGAAGAGAAUCUCUUUGUUAUGUCAGAUGAGGUGUAUCAGGACAAUGUGUACGCUCCUGACUGUCAGUUCCACUCCUUCAAGAAGGUGCUUUAUGAGAUGGGUCCCGAGUACUUCAGCAGUGUGGAGCUCGUCUCCUUCCAUUCCACUUCCAAAGGCUACACGGGAGAGUGUGGCUUCAGGGGAGGAUAUAUGGAGGUGAUCAACAUGGAUCCUGAGGUCAAGGCCCAGCUGGUCAAGCUUUUAUCAGUUCGCCUGUGUCCCCCCUUGGCUGGCCAGGCUGCAAUGGAUGUGAUUGUCAACCCUCCUCAACCAGAAGAGCACACGUUCAAACAGUUCCACCAGGAGAAAUCAUCAGUUCUGGGUGCUUUAGCAGAAAAAGCCAAACUAACUGAGCAGAUCCUGAAUUCAGUUCCAGGAAUCAAGUGUAAUCCUGUCCAGGGGUCCAUGUACGCCUUCCCUCGAAUCUUUAUCCCUCCUAAGGCAGUGGAGGAAGCCAAGGCUCUAGGAAUGCAGCCUGACAUGCUUUACUGCCUGAGGUUGCUGGAGGAGACAGGAAUCUGCGUUGUUCCCGGGAGUGGCUUUGGGCAGAAAGAUAGAACGUAUCAUUUCAGAAUGACAAUCCUGCCAUCCAUAGAAAAGCUGAAUGUACUUCUUGGCAAAGUGCGAGAUUUCCACAUCAGUUUUCUGAAAGAGUACUCCGGUCUGGAGUGGGAUGAAAUCUGACCUGAUUUGCAAAACAUAAGCUGGCGAGUCCAGCGUUACUUAACACACUAACUACUCAUUUAAACUGUAAAGGUAGUGUUAAGUAUUUUUUUUAAUUCUAAUUUUAGACAAUGAUUUAAUGAAAAUGGCUUUUGGUUGAGUUUUACGGAAAUAUUAGCGAUUUAGUCAGAUAUCUAACACUACUCUUGAAUAUUUCAGUUAUUUCUCACGGUUCAUUCGAGAAAAUUGGACACGUUGUCAUUUUUCUUAUGUUAUAUUUCUCUUUAAAUCAUCAUAUCUGCAGUAGGGUGCAUGGUAAAUAGACACCCUCUAUCAUGAGACAUGAGAUUCAGUUACAAACGUUAUUUAUUAACAACUCUCCAAACCAGUAACUAAAUUGUGAAGAUUGAUGCGUCACUCACUUGAAAAUAACUCACUUGAAAUUCCUUUGUAGCACCUUAUAUGAACUAUUCAAAACCAUUUUGGCUGAUGCAAAUAUAUAUAAAAAUAGUUUUCACUUUGGUGGCUGUGACGAACACUUGUUAUGGUUCUGGAAUGUUUACAAGGAGGGACUCUUUUAAUGUUUAUCUUGUCCUCAUCCUUGGUUGCACUCAUUGCCAUGCAAUGUACAGAAACAUUUUAUCUUUCAAAAUGACAAGCUUAGUCACAAGUUAAGCUUCUGUGGAAGAUUGUGGCUAAGGCGAUGAUUUGUGUUUUGUUUCCAAGGCCAGUUGAAGAUGUGGAAUGAAGGAAGCAUGUGUGGAGAAAGUGCUGGCUUGUAAAUGUUUACUGAUGUAUUUUAUUUCCUCUGGUUUUAUGCUGCAAGUUAUUUUGAACUAUUAAGCAAUGCUUUUUGAAUCAGUUCUGGGGCCUGUACCAUGAAGCUAGCUGAACAAACUCUGGGUUACAGGAUUGGUUUCAAGUUCAGAAAACCAAACCAGUCCAAUCAGGCUUUAUUGAUACCAUGAUGCUGAUUAUCAACUUCCUCUGUCAGCUCAGACCUUCCUCCUGAAUUCAUGCAUAACUGUAAACGUGCACAUGAAAUUGUGACCUCAGAAGCAAACAGCCAGUUGCACGCUGUGAAACUGAGAUUCACUUUAAGCAGGAAUCAGUGUGAUUCACUGCUCUCUUCUGCCAAAGAUUGGGAGAAAAUUAUGAAUAAAAUAUUAAAUCAGCGCUAUGUAACUUUUUCUGUGU